Pristis pectinata (smalltooth sawfish) is the source of this 4717-nucleotide messenger RNA. Its product is annotated as cartilage intermediate layer protein 1-like. The coding region runs from base 195 to 3728 and encodes 1177 amino acids. NCBI's taxonomy places the organism in Eukaryota, Metazoa, Chordata, Chondrichthyes, Rhinopristiformes, Pristidae. The record is from RefSeq and is a predicted model, not a curated record. The transcript has 9 exons.
GUCCGCUGCGCCCGCUCCACCAACAGGACGCUGGCUUCCAGCUGUUGGUCCUGAUCAAAAUCCACCGACGACCCAAAUCGGGAGCAAAGGUCACGGGGAUCUGCUCCCAAUGACAUUAAGUGAGAUCAGGUGUUGAUGCCUGAAGACCCACAGUCGACAAACCACAUCCCAGUUGUUGGAACAGAGGUAAAGAGAUGGACGUAAACUGGGCUGUGACCCUCCUGCUGUUUGGGAUGGUCUGUGGUUCAUCACAAGGGCAUUGGCAGUGGACACCUUGGUUUAAUAUCGACCAUCCCGGUGGGAGUGGAGACCUCGAGCGACUUGAUGCCAUCCAGAGACACUACCCAAACAAACUCUGCGCGUCACCGGUCGGCGUUGAAGCUCGCACGACGCAAGGUAUACCGGCCACACUAACGGGGGAGACGUUUCACCUCAGCCCCCAGCACGGGUUCUGGUGUUUCAACACAGAGCAACCUUCGGGGAAACACUGCUCGAAUUACGCCGUGAGGUUCCGGUGUCCCAGAGGACCCGGUUCGACCGUGGCCGUGGGUUCCUGGUCCUCGUGGUCAGAGUGGGGACCCUGCAGCGGGGGCUGUGAGCAGACCGGAGUGCAGUCACGGAGACGGAGCUGCUCCGCAGCACAGCCUGAGGACUGCCCCGGUCCUCUGCAGGAAGGGCGGAUGUGUACAGGACCACCCUGCGCAGUGACUCCCUCAACUUCCCCGAGGCUGCUCAACGUUCCAGUGAAGAGCAGUGGACAGCGGCAGACUGCUGAUUGUGAGCUAAGUUGCACCAUGGGCCGUGUGGAUGCAGCCUGCACCCAGUGUAUAUGUGAAGACUACCUGCUGUAUGGUUCAGUGCGUCUCCAGGACGGUGCUCCAGCCUCCAAGGCAACUGUCCACCUGCGGGGAAGGUCCGACACACCACUGGCAGUCUGUGAUGACAACGGCAAGUUCAGGAUUCCUGGCCUCUGUCCCGAUGGAAACACUGCUGUGGAGAUUAGAAAACCCCGUUAUGGAAUUGCUGUUGUCACACUGAGCAAAAGCACCAGCAAAGUCUCCAACAUUGACAUAAAGCUCAGGAGAUCUGAGAAGCCUUUCAUCAGGACACAGCCCCAGAGCAAGGUCAGGCGUGAGGGACAAGGUGUCACCUUUUGCUGCCAGGUUGUGUGUGAUCCACCUGCUAACAAGUACUCCUGGUAUCACAAUGGUUCGUUGCUGGAUGUGACAACAGCGGGAUCUGGCAGUGUGCUUGCGUUACACCAGCUACAACCUCAACAUGCUGGGCAGUACAUGUGUCGUGCCAGCAACUCCAUGGGCUCCAUUAAAUCCCAGCCAGCCACACUCACCGUGACAGCACUGACUGCUCCUUCAUGUAACCCGACCCCUCAGGGCUACUUAAUUCGACUCCCUUCUGACUGUUACCAGAACCAGAGUCAGUCCUUUCACUACGAUGUGGGGAGAUGUCCUGCAACAGCGUGCGCUGGGGGCGAGGAACCAGAGGGGGUGUGCAAAGAUGCAACAAGGUAUUGCUGUGGAGCGGUGAAGUUAGAGGACAGGACCAUUUCCUGCUCCAGGUACACACUCCCCGUCAGGGUGGUGACCAGAUGUGGAUGCCAGAGGUGCACUGACACCAAAGCAACUGUCCGUGGCCGUGCAGUGGCUGCUGAUAACGGGGAACCCAUGCGAUUUGGACAGAUCUUCAUGGGGGGGAAGAAAAUCAGCAUAACUGGGUACAAAGGCACCUUCUCGCUGGUGGUCCCAGCCAACACCGAUCGGCUGGUCCUCAUCUUUGUGGACCGCCAUCAGAAGUUUGUGAAUACCACAAAGGUACUGCCCUUUAACAGGAAAGGAGGUGCUGUGUUUCACGAGAUCAGGCUUGUAAGGAAGAGACCAGCAAUGACAUUGGAUUGUUCCGUCAGCAACACCAUCAGCCUGGGUGCAAAAGAAAACCAAAACCCAGUGGCUGAGCUGGAGAUCCCAGCCAACUCCUUCUACAGACAGAACGGGGAACCAUACAGGGGGCUGGUGAAAGCCAGCAUCACCUUCCUGGAUCCCAGAGAUAUCUCAUUAGCCUCAGCAGCACAAAGUGACCUCAACUUUGUUAGUGAAGAAGGGGACAUUCUACCCUUGAGAACCUAUGGCAUGUUUUCUCUGGAUUUCACAGACGAGGCAGCAGUGAACAGUCUCAGUGCAGGGCAGGUGAGGGUAUUUUUGGACACAGCCCAAGUCAAUAUGCCAGCACACCUGGAACAGAUGAAGCUGUGGUCACUCAAUCCCAGAACUGGCUUCUGGGAAGAAGAAGGGGACUUCACUUUUGCUCCAAGCCGUCGAGGUAAACGUGAAGAGCGAACUUUCCUGGUGGGUAACAUGGAGAUUCGGGAGAGGAGGCUCUUUAACCUGGAUGUGCCAGAAAGCAGGAGGUGCUAUGUGAAAGUCCGAUCCUUCCGAGGUGAUCGCUUUAUGUCUGGAGAUCAGUUAGAGGGAGUAGUUGUAUCGCUCAUUAACCUGGAACCAGCGCCAGGAUUUAGCGCCAAUCCGCGGGCCUGGGGCCGUUUUGACAGUGUGAUCACUGGUUCCAAUGGUGCCUGUGUGCCGGCUUUCUGCGAUGAGCGGCAGCCCCACGCGUACUCUGCCUAUGUGAUGGCAACUCUCGGGGGAGAGGAGCUCGAGGCUGUGGCUUCCUCCCACACUCUGAAUUCCAACAUUGGUGUACAGCAGCCCUACCUGCAGAAGCUGCAGUACCGGCGGUCAGACCACCAGGACCCCAGGGCCAAGCGGACAGCUUUCAGUAUCAAUGUGGCCAAGCCCAACCCCAACUCAGCAGAGGAGGUGAACGGUCCCGUUUACCCCUACGAGAAACUGAGAGAGUGUGAAGAGGCUCCCUUUAGUGCUGGCCAUUUCCGCUUUUACAGAGUGGAGGGUGACAGAUAUGACUACAACACUGUAGCCUUCAAUGACGACGACCCAAUGAGUUGGACAGAAGACUAUCUCGCAUGGUGGCCACGGCCACUGGAGUUCCGAGCUUGUUACAUCAAGCUGAAGCUCAUUGGAACACAAGAAAUCACCGUGAGGUCUCGAAACCUGGGAGGAACUCACCCUCGGACAGUGGGGCAGUUGUACGGCCUCCGUGAUGUCCGGAGCACUCGUGAUGUGAACCAGCCUGGUGUAUCUGCUGUCUGUCUGGAGUUCAAAUGCAGUGGCACACUCUAUGACCAAGAGCGUGUUGACCGUACACUAGUGAAGGUCAUCCCACAAGGUCACUGCCACAUGGAAAGUGUGAACAAUAUGUUACGGGAAUAUUUGGUCAACCAUCUGCCUCUAGCUGUUAACAAUGACACCAGUGAGUUCACCAUGCUGGCUCCACUCGAUCCUCUGGGCCACAAUUAUGGCAUCUACACAGUAACUGACCAGGAUCCAGCCACAGCCAAGGAAAUAGCACUGGGGAGAUGUUUUGAUGGAAGCUCAGACAGUGUCUCCAGAGUCAUGAAGUCUAAUGUGGGUAUUGCACUGACCUUUAACUGUGAGGACAAGCCAGUGAGUCAGCAGAACAUCUUCCAGAGCCUGCAGACCUUCCCAGGACAGCCACCUGUGUAUAAUCAAAGGAUGGGAAGAGGGAAGAGAGGUCGGGGACAGGGAGUUAAACUGUGGGGCCUUCGCCUGUUUAAUAAAUCGAGACAACCGAGACAGGCACCAAGAGUGAAGGCAGGAGAACCUGUUGUUCAGUGAAUGUGGAUUAAACCAGUGCUUUGCUCCAAACUAUGUAGUUUCAAAAACUUGUAACAAGGUCAAGUCUUCCAUAGGGAGGAAAUGUUCCGAAUUCUGAACUGUGAUAUCAGUUCUCCAUUCUAUUUAUUUCUGGUAGUGUUUCAAAACAGUGCUUUCCAGUUUACACCAUAUACAAUGUGUUUGAGUAAACUGGGAUUUAAACUGGCAGUAAAUACCUUUCCCUUGAUGUGCCAGCUUGAACUUACUUCAACCUUUGAUAUAAUUAUUCUGCUUGUAGUUAGUAUUAUGGAAUACCAGAUGUUUGUAAAAUAAAUAGCUCAAGUUUUACAUCUACAUUGUUCUUCUGCUAAAUAUGAUUGCACUGGCGAUAAUCCUUAACGCUGCAGGACUACAGUGCUGGAGGGGUUAGAUGAGUUGGGGAUAGUUUUCCUUCCAGCAAAAAUAAACUAAAGGAAGACAUUUGAAUUCAUGUGCAGCUUGAUGCUGUAAGGAGAAACACUUUCCAUUGAGCUAGGAACAAACUUACCAAACUUUGUCCUUUGCCAUUUACAACAAGACAGACUGGAAUCCUUGCCCAACUAAACUUUACACAGGUUGGGUGUUGCAGCUUCCAGAAACACCAUCACUGUUCAUUAUUCUAGUUUCAAAUCACUUAACUCAGCCAAGUCAGGGAUAGGUUAUCAUGUACAAACAUCCCUCAGAGUAUGGGUCAGCUGGCAAGUCUACUCCUCUGACUGUGGUUCCAAUGUUCACUCUUUAUCAUCAGUGGUGUGGGGGUGUGAUCAGUCAGUAAUCAGCCUGCGCAGUAUACCUUGUCACAUAGGCAGCUUCAUUGGCAGUCUACUCCCCUGCAAACAGAUCCCACACUCCUUCACCAUCUGGAAGUCAGGAGGAUAAUGACAAGGUGUAGGAGAGGCCACAGUAAGAUCACAAACUGUUCUGUGCUGCAUGGGAUUUUUCCAGACCAAGAUGGCAAUUUAAGAAAGUGA